CGGCCGGGCACUGAGACCGCAUCCGUCGCGGUCGUGGUCGUUGUUGGUGGCGGCGCCGGUGAACGCUUCUUGUCUCUCUCCGUCAUCAUCACCACUCCCGACACUUCACCUCCCUCCUCCCUUUGUCGCCUUUGACUCCUCGCCAGGCGCGUGUCUUCGAAACUCAUUUCCGACCCGCAGCCGCUCGAGCAGCGCCAUUAUCGCUCAGAUAUGGACAACCUGGCGCCUCUCGUGGCAGGCAUCGUGGUUGCUAGAGCCCUCUAUCCACAUCUCUCAAUCUGCACCCGUGGCUCACUCCCCAAUGAGCGUACUCGGGAAGGCGCCUGUGAAGGCGACGAUAAUGCAGGGAAGGACCAGUGGCGACCGAGAGCGUGGGCACAGCGGGUCGCAAAAGGCGCCGAGGAGUGCAUCGUACUAGAUGAUCACACAGCUCCUGUUUGGGAGAUUGCCUACAAAGCAACCUUGUUGACAUGGAGCGCCGGUCAGAUGUACCUCCGCUUUACGGCCCCUGUGCUCGUCCCUCCAAACCAGUUCUACGACUUCGCCUUCACCAACAUCUCCCGUGUCGCGUCCUCGGGCCUCCUUUGCUUCGUCAGCCUAGGCGCAGCUCUUGGUUGGAUUGCGUGCUUGACCCGAAAUCGGCACUGUGUUCGUUGCCACUCCAUCAUCUACAUCUUCUUCAUGGACAUGCUCUUCUCGUACAGCAUGCUGGCGAAAUACGGUCCAGCGCGGCUAUCCUGGCUGACCUCCCUCCUCUACGACUCCUACUCCGCAACUCUCAUCAAGGAAAGCACCUUCAACACCGUCUCCCGCUUAUCCUUCCUCCUCCUUCUCCCCCCUUUAUUGACGCAAGCGUAUCGCAUCUGCGCUACCCCACCACACGCAGCCUCCGAUGCUCAUCUUGAUGAACCUCUACAGCCGAAGACACCGGCGGAGGUUACUCGGCAGCACGUGCUCACAGCGCCAGCGCCGGAAGAAACCCAAACGGAGGAGCCCGCAGACACGCGGCCCCUCAUCGACCUACCCUCGCAUUGCGAAGAGCUUCUCGUACCUCCGAACGAGACUCCGCUCGACGAAACGUGCCUCGCCGAGCGAUGUACGGAGGACCGCGAUGUCGCAGUACGACCCGCGCAGCAGACGUCAGGUCUGUCAGCGUGCCCUCAAGAGAUCAUCAACGAAAUAUGCGAAUUCCUCUCCACCAAGGAUCUUCUUGCCAUUACCACCACAUGUGCUCGCUUCCACACUGCGAGCAUCCACCCUCUUUACCGUUCCAUUCACCUUUCCAAUGCACUUCAAGCCAUUAAGUUCUUCCGUACCAUUAACAACAGGUCGGACGCCGCUGUUGCUGUCCGAUAUCUUAUGCCUGACCGCUGUGUAUUCCUUAACAUCAAGGGCUCCCGUUCAUCGACCUUCUUCCGACUUGCAGCCUCCGCCAUUAACCGUAUGAUUAACGUUCGUCAACUCGCUCUCCAUCACGCUGUCCUUCUCCCAAGUCUCCUAUCGCAUACCCCCUUCCAAGACCUUCGCUCGUGCUACAUCCACCUUACUGUCGACACCGCGGCCUUUCUCGCCAACCAGCGCCGCCUCGAGGUGCUCGUCAUCACCGACUGCUGUGUCGACGAGAUCGGUAGCGUGCCGCGGAACGAGCUCAUCAAGCAGUUCUGGCGCCUGCCCGCCGCGUGCUUCGCGCGCCUCGAAGUGUACUCGGCGCCGAGCUUCCUUAUCCUGCCCGUCCUUCCGCGCGCCUGCGUGAAGCACCUGCCAAUCAAGUGGUCUCCACCGCUGGAGGCGCCGGACACGCAUGUGCAGGAUGUGUACCUGUGUCUGGCGGCAUCGAAGACGCCACUGAAGAUCUUGCAUAACUUUUCGAGCUACGACGACUUCGAGCUGCAGUUGUCAGCGCUGGUCGCGCAUCCGCCGCGCGUGGAGUAUCUUCUGUGGUUCGAGUUCACCGGGCGUUUCCUACGACCAUUGAAUGAUAUCUACCAGAAGGUCGAAGACGUACUGUACGCUCUGCCUACCAUUAAGGAGCUCCGUAUUACCGGCGUCGGGCGCCCUCUCAUCACGGAAGCCGUCGGUCUCGUCCUGCUCGACCUCGAGCAUGACACUGUCGCAAGCUACAAGAAGCAGUGCCCCAAACUAUCGUCCUGCAUCUUAGCUAGUGGCAAUCGCUGGCGCUUCGUCGAGAAGACCACCGUCCUCCCCGUUUUCGUUGACAACACCAGCAUGCUCUUCUCGCCUGACCGCGCACUGACGGCUCGCUGGAUCGUGCGCAGCGUCGCGAGCGGGCGCAUCUCGUACGAGUACACGCAGCUCAUGAUGGGGUACCCGGGCGUGCCGCUCAACGAGCUGAUUGUCGGGAUGGUUCAGAAUGUACCGAGGAGGACGCCGAGGCAGCCCGCGCCGCCGCCCCCUCCAGUGGCGACGCUUACGGUCACGCAGGCGCCGGUGAACACGCCCUAGGCGUCUGCGCAAGCCCAAGCCGCGACCGGACCAUAGGCAUCUGCACCGCCGUGAGCCGCGCAGGCUCCGCCACCAGCACCGAUACCAGGGCCAGUGCGGGCGGUGGGCCUGGCGCCGAACCCAUAUAUCUAUCUACCUUUCGGAUGUCAAUCUUAGCCCUAAUUACAUACCAAAAUGUACAUAUGAUUCGACGUGCAGGGCUGUUGUGAGGUCGGUGGACCACACCUCUUGCCUUCGCGCGAGACGCUGUUGAGAAAAGGUACGCUUCAGUGGG
This is a messenger RNA of Schizophyllum commune H4-8, 2737 nucleotides long. RefSeq lists its product as uncharacterized. The record is from RefSeq and is a predicted model, not a curated record. The transcript is spliced from 5 exons. NCBI's taxonomy places the organism in Eukaryota, Fungi, Basidiomycota, Agaricomycetes, Agaricales, Schizophyllaceae. Bases 211 to 2463 code for a protein of 750 amino acids. Gene Ontology annotation, molecular function: protein binding.